Messenger RNA from Penicillium angulare, 852 nucleotides. RefSeq names its product MAM33 family protein. Bases 1 to 852 code for a protein of 283 amino acids. The transcript is spliced from 3 exons. Gene Ontology annotation, biological process: cytosolic ribosome assembly. NCBI's taxonomy places the organism in Eukaryota, Fungi, Ascomycota, Eurotiomycetes, Eurotiales, Aspergillaceae. The record is from RefSeq and is a predicted model, not a curated record. Gene Ontology annotation, cellular component: mitochondrial matrix.
AUGUUUUCUCUCCGUGCCUUCUCUCGCUCCAUCCCGCGGGUUUCCCGCUCUGUCGCGCGCACUUCGCUGCGCCCGGCUGUUCUCCCUAAGCCAGCUCUCCAGCCUUGGAAGCAGGCUUCCAAGCCCAUCUACGCUGCUUUCUCUACUUCCAGCGUGUUCCGCGAGCCCGCUGCUGAGGGAGAUGUCGAGCUUCUGGCCAAGCUUGACGAAGAAGUCAAGCACGAGAAGGCCUCCGGUGCUGAGGAUGCCAAGGAGCAAAAGGCCAGCAUUGAUUACACCCUGCAGGCUGGUGAAUGGCAGGUUAAGGACGUCGCUGGCGAGCAGGAGGUUGUUCUGACCAAGAAGUUUGGCAACGAGAACAUCCGCGUCACCUUCACCGUCGCCGAUAUUAACAACCUCUCCGAGGACCCCAUGAACGACCUGACCGACGACGCUCUGUCCGAUGAGGCCGACUACCAGCAGAACCAGGAGGUCCAGUCCGAGGACGACAUUCUGCCCCCCACCUUCCCCGCCCGCCUGAACAUUGCUGUUGAGAAGGCCAACAACGGUGCUCUCCUGAUCCAGGCUGUUAUCCAGGACGGUGACCUCCAGGUUGAGGAGAUCUCCCACUUCAAGGAUGCCGAGCUCGCCCACUCCCAGACCGCUGAGAAGGACUGGUCCCGCCAGAACCUCUACGCCGGUCCCCCUGCCGAGAACCUUGAUCCUGAGCUAAUUGCUUUCUGGGGUCGCUACCUCGAGGAGCGUGGUCUGAACGUCGAGUUCCAGAACAUGGUCACCGAUUAUAUUGCUUUCAAGGAGCAGAAGGAGUACGUCUCCUGGUUGGAGAAUGUUCGCAAGUUCAUUGCUGCUUAA